GGUAAGUUUCAGACUCAAGAUGGGGCUGGGGUUUGGUGAAUGGGGUGUAGUUUUUCUGUUUGUGGUGUCGGUAAAUCUCUUGGAGGUCGUGUCUUUUGGCCAGCCUUCCGACUCCGAGUUUACCUUCGUGUUGCCGCCGGGCAGAGAGGAAUGUUUUUACCAAAAUGCCGGAUACAACAGUAGCAUGGAGCUGGAAUACCAGGUUAUUGGAGGUGCUGGAUUGGAUGUUGAUUUUACUGUGUUUAGUCCUGUUGGUGAAAGUCUGAUCGUGGAAUCAAGGAAGUCUGAUGGUGUCCAUAUGAUCGAGCCUACAAUUAUUGGCGAUUACAAAAUCUGCUUUGACAAUUCUUUUAGUACCAUUUCUGAGAAGGUGAUCUUCUUUGAAGUGAUUUUUGAUGAUGCUGAGGAGGACUGGUCAGAGAUUGUGGAACCAGAAGAGCUACUGGACGUUAAAGUAGAUGAUAUCAAGGAGUCGAUUGGAAACAUGAACACAAAACUGGCAAAAAGUGUGCAGAUUCAGGCCAUUCUCCGAGCCUUCGAGGCACGGGAUCGCAACCUGCAAGAGGGCAACUUGGAUAGAGUCAAUUUCUGGUCAGCUAUCAAUUUGGGAGUGAUGCUGGUGGUAUCAGUUGUCCAAGUCUACAUGUUGAAAAGUCUCUUUGAUGACCGCAGAAAAGUUCAAACAUAAACUCAAAUGAUGACUUGAAACAGA
Messenger RNA from Rhincodon typus (whale shark), 712 nucleotides. RefSeq names its product transmembrane emp24 domain-containing protein 1-like. Gene Ontology annotation, cellular component: endoplasmic reticulum-Golgi intermediate compartment; COPII-coated ER to Golgi transport vesicle; Golgi apparatus. The transcript is spliced from 4 exons. Gene Ontology annotation, biological process: Golgi organization; endoplasmic reticulum to Golgi vesicle-mediated transport; intracellular protein transport. The coding region runs from base 20 to 688 and encodes 222 amino acids. The record is from RefSeq and is a predicted model, not a curated record. NCBI's taxonomy places the organism in Eukaryota, Metazoa, Chordata, Chondrichthyes, Orectolobiformes, Rhincodontidae.